Molecule: messenger RNA, 1472 nt
Organism: Suillus paluster
Lineage: Eukaryota; Fungi; Basidiomycota; Agaricomycetes; Boletales; Suillaceae
Exons: 4
Coding region: 228-1292 (354 amino acids)
Biological process (GO): double-strand break repair via homologous recombination; resolution of meiotic recombination intermediates
Cellular component (GO): nuclear body; RecQ family helicase-topoisomerase III complex
Source: RefSeq, a predicted model, not a curated record
CAUGGAGUUUGCGCUGGCAAAUGCGACCGAUGCCUUUCUCGAAGUCAUCUGCCCAUUGAACGCGUUUCGCGUAGCUGACGUCAAAGAGAGAGCGACCACGUGCCUCGUCUUCACGCAGAAAAGGCUGAAUGGACUGCAAGUAGCGGUCCAGUGUCUUCCGGAGGUCUGGCACGGGUAACCUCGGCAAUUUUGCCAUCGUGCUCAACCCAGCACACCUCGAUGGGACGAUGAACAGGGAUAGCUUCGGGCGGUAUCGGAGUGGUAUACGGCCGCCUAACGAUGUCCUUGAGAUCAUGCCAGUCGCGGCGGUUUGGCUUCGUGACUGUUGUUCAUGGAUCGCGGACUCCUACUCCCUUUCUCCAACCUCUACAGCAGACUUUCCUCAGUUUAAAUCACAUGUAACUUCUCAGUUUUUUCAGUCUAGCCUCGCAGACUCUACCCUGCCAAAUACUGGUCUCCCGCAAGACAUCCAUGCCAUCAAAAGAGGUCGCGUUUCAGGUCCUCCAUGUCUCGUAGAAAUUCGUGCCAUCAGCGACAUUGCCCACAGUGCAUUUAGCUUGAUGAACGUGAGGCAGAAUCGCGUGGAUCGAGCGGACUUAGCCGGCCUUGUGAGAGAGGGUCAAGAGGAUGCAGAAGAGGAUGAGGGCCCAGUCCCAAAAUAUCCGAGAGGCAUGUUGCGUCUCGAGCUCAGCGAUGGUUUCACAACUGUCGAGGCUGUGGAAUAUCGUUCUAUACCACAGCUUGAACUUGGUGUCACUCCGUUGGGGUACAAGAUUCGCAAAGGCAUUCUCUUCCUCGAACCUAAGACAAUCGAGCUGAAAGGGCACCAAACAGAGGAUCAUGAAGCAAUGCAAGAUGAAAUAUUCCUGCGCAGCCUGAGACGGAGGCUUGGGAAACCAGACCCAGUCCCCAAUGCACAACUAGCUGGAGAGGCUGAGGCUCCACCACAGGCGCCCCCGCCCCCCAGAGCUCCAUCUCCUGUUGCUGCUAAUAAACGGCCUGUCGGUAAUUCAGCCGAAGGUUCCACAUCAGCCAAUGUCGUAUCUACAGCAGUUCGAUCAAAGCCUAUAUCUACCGCUGCGCCGAAACCAAGCUCAGCACAGGCAGCCUCACAGUCGAGGCCCAUCCCCGCUUCCACCUCGUUCACCCUUGUCUCGUCCUCUAAGCCAACAUUUUCACUCAAGCCUCCUCCUGCCGCAGAUCGUUCUGCGCCGACCACCUCGCCGUACUUUUCUACGUCUUCUACAUUGUCGUCCCUCAAACCCUUCGACAUCAACGUCGGGCAGGUCUGAUCCACAGCACAACCCGUCCGGCCCCCUGGCACGGGCUCGGAUCCUCUCUCCCGCGCCAGGGGUGACCUGGGAUGACGAGGACUUCGAAGCUUUCGUAACCGAGUCCGGAUCUGCGCCUAUUUCACCUCCAAAGGCCAUCUCCAAACUGGCCUCAAAGCGAAGCGUUCCAUCCGCAAGACC